AACUAUCACCCUUAUAUUAAUUUGUUGUGUAUAAUUCUAUUUUGCAGAAUCCCCUAUAGAGGACUGGAGAUUAUGACAAGUUAAAAAUGUCGGCACGAAUCAAGAGACAGCUGAGCAAGGCCUCGGGAUCGGUCGAGGGGGGAGGGGGCGCCCCGUCUGCCGCUGCUCGCAAGAAGCGCCGCAUUGACAACUCCGGCUCUGAUGAUGAAGAGCGAUCUGUGUGGACGCCCAAACAUUUGGGUGACCUGCGGGCAUACAACCGAUCAGCAUCUGAGGCUCCUGCCGAGUUAUUCCGCAAGGAUCUUAUAUCUGCCAUGAAACUUGCGGACAAUGAGCCACUAACAUCUGACGAUUAUUGGGGCAUUGGUGACCCGUGGAAGCAAGAAUGGGAGCGAGGAGUCCAGGUCCCUGUGAAUCCAGACUCCUUGCCUGAGCCUGCUGUCACCACCACUGUACAAAGACCACGACCAGAGCGUGAGGGCAACUUCAGGCUGACUAAAGACAAAUUCAUCCGUGUGAACCAUGACGACUUCUUUAGCAACGAGCAGCACAUUCUCAGUAAUCUGCCAACCAAAGCAGAGAAAAUGUGCCGUUACGACAUGGACGAUCUUGAUGACAAAUGGCUUGUAGCCUACAAUGGAGAGAGAGCAAGAAUGGGUGCUGCCCCAGUUCCUCCAUUGAUCUUUGAGAUGAUCAUGGAGCAUUUGGAAGAAACUUGCUGGGAAAACAUCCAUAAAAUGCUGAAGACAGAGGAGUCACUCUCCAUCGAGUUCGAUGAGGAUGUUAUCUGCGAUGUCUGUAGAUCGCCUGACAGUGAAGAGGGAAAUGAAAUGGUGUUUUGUGACUCCUGCAACAUCUGUGUUCAUCAAGCUUGUUAUGGAAUAACUGCCAUCCCAUCUGGCUCCUGGCUUUGUCGCACAUGCUCGUUAGGCAUAAAACCCGACUGCGUUCUCUGUCCUAACAAAGCUUGUGUUUGCUUGUGUGCGCCCAAGACUGUGCAGACAUCUAGUGGUAACAGUUUUGUAAAAUGUUUUGCAUCAAACUGCUGCCAGUGUGGAUACAGUCUUAUAUGA
This is a messenger RNA of Penaeus indicus, 1073 nucleotides long. RefSeq names its product PHD finger protein rhinoceros-like. The record is from RefSeq and is a predicted model, not a curated record. The transcript is spliced from 6 exons. Lineage: Eukaryota; Metazoa; Arthropoda; Malacostraca; Decapoda; Penaeidae. Bases 87 to 1073 code for a protein of 328 amino acids. Gene Ontology annotation, biological process: regulation of transcription by RNA polymerase II.